AUGAAAUUACUCGUCCUCGCUCUCCCCUUCCUCACUCGAGUUUCAGCUCUCACCCUUCCUCACACCGACAGCGGUUGGUCUCAACUUCGCGUCGGUCCUUUGACGUCAGAACACAGGACUUCGCCCCCUCAUGAAUGGCGCUUGAAUUCUGUUUGGAAAACUAUAGCGGGUGCUUUUGGUUGGACUGAGCUUGAUGUCUUUGACGUUUUCGAAGGGGUCACGAAGGAUGACCGACCUUUGAAGACGAUCUGGGAGAUCAUCUCCGAGUCAAAGGAUUUCACAAAGUUGACGAAGCUCAUCAAAUUAGAUGACGAAUUCCGCAAGAAACUUGACGAGUCUCAUCAUCUCGGCUGGACUUUCUUUGCCCCAGAUAACCGCGCCUUCCCUUCUCGCCCUCAUCAUGAUGAUCCCGACAAGGACAACAUUCUUUCCUCUCGCGAAAAUGCAUUAGCUUACCUCCUCCAACGUGUCGAGUCCCUCGAGCGCUCUGGUGGCGGUGAUGAUGAUGACCACGACGAUGACGACGACAAGAAGCACAAGUGGAAGAUCAUCAAGGAGAUUGUUCGUGAGGUUUUGAGGUAUCACCUCUUACCAUACGAACUGAACUAUUUCCAUCUCGGCUGGAACUCCAGUCUCGCUACGGAUCUCGUCACUCCAGAAGGUUCAUUUGAUCAUCAACCUCAACGCGUCAAACUCGAAAAGUCCCUAGUCCCUCCAUCCCUCACACUCAACAAGUACGCACGUAUCAAGCGGGGUGACGUGUGGGCUUCGAACGGUGUCAUUCAUGUCAUCGACCACCCACUCUUCCCUCCAUUCGGUGUCCUCGAUCAGGCGUUCCUCGUUCCUCAGUAUUUCUCUACACUUACGUCCGCUAUCCAGAAAGUUGGUCUCGAGGAUGCGGUGAAUUGGUGGUACGAGCAUGAUAAGGAUGACGAUAAGGAUAAAGAUAAGAUUAAGGUUAGACGUUUCGGUGGUGAUGGUGAUGGUGAUAACGAUCAUAAACAUCAUGGUCACUUCGUUGGAACUCCCAGCGUCACCCUCUUUGCACCCACGAACGAUGCGUGGAAAGCUCUUCCCCAGAAACUAGUCAACUACCUCUUCUCUCCCUUCGGCAAGCGAGCUCUCACCAAACUUCUUCGAUUCCAUAUCAUACCCGAUUACAUCGUCUACACCGAAUGGGUCCACGACGUACGCAAGAAGAAAGAUGUCCUUUCACUCGAUGAUCGCGAAGGAAACGGAGAUGGAGUGUCGACCAAAGGAACCGAGUUGGACUUCGAAUUCCCGUUCCCUACCGCUUUGAAAGGUGCCAAGUUGGACGUUCAUAUCGUCAAGACGUUGCCCAACUUGCCUCUCCCCGGCGGGGCUUCCUUCGAUAUAUUUGUUCAGGGCCAUCGUGUGGAAGAUAACGAUCUUCCAGCGAGGAAUGGUGUCGUUCAUGCAUUGGGUGUCGUGUUGGAUCCUAGGCCUAAGAAGGAUAGGCAAGAGAAGGGUGACAAGGACUGGGAUAAUUGGGAGGAAUGGUUGCCGAGGUGGGCGGAGGAAUGAUUUGGAAAAUCAUGGUUCUUUUUCUUGACGUG
This is a messenger RNA of Cantharellus anzutake, 1577 nucleotides long. Its product is annotated as FAS1 domain-containing protein. The record is from RefSeq and is a predicted model, not a curated record. Gene Ontology annotation, cellular component: fungal-type vacuole membrane. NCBI's taxonomy places the organism in Eukaryota, Fungi, Basidiomycota, Agaricomycetes, Cantharellales, Hydnaceae. Bases 1 to 1545 code for a protein of 514 amino acids. Gene Ontology annotation, biological process: macroautophagy. The transcript has 4 exons.